AUUCGUGUCUAACCCCGAUAACGAACUAAACUCGAACAACCGCGACGUCCAAGUAAAAAUACCGUUACCGGCCAAGUCACUCAAGACGUUGGCUCCUUCUUCAUUUACGUUUCACGUAUCGCACUUGCAGUUAACAAUUUAAUUUCGCUCGUGGCGUCGUCCGUCUUUUCAAUGUGUUUUUUGCGCGAAUAAUUCCCGCCGAUCGAAUAAAUGAAAUGGAAACCGAAAUCGAACGCGAAGAUUUAAACAACGAUGACGGAAAGAAAUCUCGAGUUCCAGAAAACCGACCGAACACUUACGAAAAAUACAACAUCAUUUCCAUUUUCGUGGCGGUGAUAUCGGUACUCACCAUACUAGUGAUCGCGGGGGACGAAUGCCGGCAGUGCUUUCACACCCUCAAAAGCGAAAGAGAACUGCCUAAACCCCCGACCGGCAUAAAAAAAUUCUGGGCUUAUGGAAAAAACUUGCAAAAUGGUCAUUUAAAGGAAGUCUUCACGGUUCUGGAUCGACUCGGAUACGAGCACCAUCCCAAUUCGAGCGAUUGGGAUCUGCUGUGGGCCCACGAUUAUCCAUUUAGGGCGUUAUAUCCGGAACUGAGCAAAUUGAAACCGCACCAGAAGGUCAAUCAUUUCCCGGGAUGCGGUUACAUAACCAACAAAGUGGAUCUGUCCACCAGCCAAGUGGAGUACGUGCCUCGAGCGUUCAAAUUGCCCGAACACAAGGAAAAAUUGCUCGAGUACGCGAGUAAAUUUCCAAAGGCCACGUUCGUCCAGAAGAACAACGACCAUCGAAAUAUAAAGAUUAAGAAGGUCGAAGAAGUCGAUCUGGAUAAGUCUGGUACUUUCGUGCAAGAGUACGUGGACAAACCGCUACUGAUUAGCGGUCACAAGUUCGAUAUCGGCAUUUAUACGGUUAUAACGUCGGUUGAUCCGUUGAGGGUUUACAUUUAUAACGGGGAGGCCUUGCUGAGGUUUUGUUCGGAAAAGUAUUACCCCUUCGAUCCCAACAAUUUGGACAAAUAUGUGGUCGGGGACGACUACUUGCCGAUAUGGGAAUUACCAGCACUCGAUUAUUACUACAACGAAUUAGGAUUCGGGAUGAAGGAAAGUUUGAACGCUCAUUUGAGGAGCAAAGGCAAGGAUCCCAGCAAAAUAUGGAACCAGAUAGAGGCGGCCAUCAGAGCUAUUAUUUUGGCAAAGGAACCCUACAUGGCAGAUAUUUUAAAUAAGUUUAAAUCUAAGCGAAAUUUUUUCGAAAUGAUGCGUUUUGAUUUCGUAAUAGAUGAAGAGUUAAACAUUUAUUUACUGGAAGCGAAUAUGAGUCCAAAUUUAUCUUCAGCUCAUUUCCCGCCAAACAGAUUGCUGUACCAGCAAGUGCUGUACAAUGUGUUGGGAUUGGUUGGUGUCGGGGAGAUGCUCUACAGAGAUUCGUUAAAAGUUAGGUCAAGGGAAGAAGAAACAAUGAUAGUUUCUGACAAACACUUGGUGGUGUUUGCUGAAAAAUGUAACAGCGUUUUGUGCAAAAGCAGCUGCUCUCCGCCAGAGUGUCAACUUUGUAGGCCUUGCCUUUCUCCGGAGACAAAACUCGACCUCGCACAAGCUUUUAGGGAGCACCUUCACAGAAGCGAUUGCAAAAGGGUAUUUCCCCCAUCAAUGACCAAAGAAGAAGCCCAAGAACCAAUAGAUGAAAAAUACUCGGCAGAAAAUCAAUUGCACUACCGGUGGUUUCAAGGAAAGUGCCUACAGGAGCCUUCUUGGUGCUAAUACUAAGACUAAUACUAAUAUUUUUUCACUUGGAGAAAAACAUUUUUAAAGAAAUUGUGUGUUUGUUUUACAUUUAUAAUCAUGUAGAAAUGCAGCAAUUGUUGCUUAAAACGAGAAUUUUAGCAAAUAACUGAAUCUCUUAAAUUU
This is a messenger RNA of Cylas formicarius (sweet potato weevil), 1910 nucleotides long. RefSeq names its product probable tubulin polyglutamylase ttll-15 (gene TTLL15). Gene Ontology annotation, biological process: protein modification process. The transcript has 6 exons. Lineage: Eukaryota; Metazoa; Arthropoda; Insecta; Coleoptera; Brentidae. The record is from RefSeq and is a predicted model, not a curated record. The coding region runs from base 216 to 1763 and encodes 515 amino acids.